This is a messenger RNA of Ilex paraguariensis (yerba mate), 616 nucleotides long. The record is from the annotation of a GenBank genome assembly. Lineage: Eukaryota; Viridiplantae; Streptophyta; Magnoliopsida; Aquifoliales; Aquifoliaceae.
GCCCCCUAUUGUUGCUGCAACAAUCAUGUCUUAUGAUUGCACAAGCCUUGUCUUUGCUCCAUAUGGUGAAUAUUGGAGACAAGUGAGAAAAAUUUGUGUAUUGGAGCUCUUAAGCACCAAACGAGUUCAAUCUUUUCGAUCAAUAAGAGAAGAAGAAGUAUACAAUCUCAUCGAAUGGAUAGCUUCAAAAACAGGAUCACCUAUCAACCUUACUGAAAAAAUUAUCUCAACAACACUUUCCAUAACUUCAAAGGCAGUUUUUGGUAAGAAAAGUAAGGACCAAGACAAUUACAUUUCAAUAAUCAAGGAGACUGUGGAAGCGGCAGGAGGCUUCUGUAUUGAAGAUGUAUAUCCUUCCCUCAAAUGGCUUCACUCCAUCGGCGGGAUGAAGUCUAAACUUAAAAAGCUGCAACAAGAAGUAGACAGGAUACUUGGAAACAUCAUCAAUGAACAUAAAGUUGGCAAGCUAACAAAGAAUGACGGUGAAGCAUAUGAAGAUCUGAUUGAUGUUCAUUUGAAAUAUCAGGAACAAGGAAAUCCUGAAUUUUACUUGACAACCGACAACAUCAAAGCAGUUCUCCACGUUAGUGUCAUUUUCCUUUCAGCUUGUUUUUAA